UGUAUUUUCCACUUUAAAAUCGCUUAAAAUGGAAAUUCACCGCGAAAGAAACAGCUGCUGGCGACCAAUGCGUGCAGGAUACGCCAAAAUGAAAACAGUGUUUUUGUUGAUACUUCUGGCACAGCUUCUGGCAUUAAUUUACUUCGUGCUAACCUGGGGUGGAACCAAAUACUCUAAUUUCUUGGAGACACCGAUCCACGGGACCCUUAAAAUCCAUCGAAGAAACUCUGCAUUGACUUCCAGUAUUUUUGAUACGAUAUAUCAAUAUUACCAACGUCUGAUUGAUUUAAACGAUUUUUAUUUCACCAUAAUCAAUCCUGAAGCUUGCAACGCCCCUGUUUUUCUGCUGGUGUUGGUGUCUUCCGCUGCAAACCAUCUGCACCAUAGGCAUAUUAUCCGCACCACCUGGAAACAACAUAGGACCGGUAUAAAGAUUAUCUUUGUAUUGGGCAAAAUACAAGAUAUUAUCCUUCAAAGGGAUAUAAUGAAGGAAAGCGACGUUUACGGAGAUGUCAUCCAGGGGAAUUUCCUGGAUACUUAUCGGAAUUUGACGUACAAAACCAUGUCUGCCUUCAAGUAUAUGCUGUAUCACUGCAAAAAGGCUUCGUAUGUGUUGAAAAUCGAUGACGAUGAUUUUGUAAACAUGCCUUUGUUGCUGAAUUUCCUGAAAAAUGAUUUAUCAGUUUCUGGAACUGAUAAUUUGUUUAUCUGUAACCACUUGACGGGUUAUCGAGUGAACAGGAAUGUUAGUUCCAAAUGGUACGUCUCAGAAAUGGACUUGUCCGAUGAUUUUUAUCCCAGUUACUGUGCUGGAUGGUACGUGCUUCUUUCACCAGAUGUUCUUUUUCGUCUAUACGAAACCACGCAAAAACUGAAGUAUAUAUCGGUCGACGAUGCUUUAAUCUACGGUUAUGCCAGAGAAAAAUGUAACUUAGUCCACACAGACUUUACUAGAUUCACCCGAGAAUACAGUGAACUUGAACUAGGUUUUAAUGGAACUUAUGACUCGCUGCCUUUGCUGUUUGGAGGUCCAAAUAUGAGCUCUGAGCAGAUUAAGAAGUUUUGGCUGUAUUUUCGUAGCAGGCCUGUUUUGAAGUCUCUGAGGGACGAAGAAAAAUCGCGAACAAAGGUUCUCUCAAAAAAUCUCUAA
Sitophilus oryzae (rice weevil) is the source of this 1150-nucleotide messenger RNA. RefSeq names its product beta-1,3-galactosyltransferase 5-like. The coding region runs from base 29 to 1150 and encodes 373 amino acids. Gene Ontology annotation, cellular component: membrane. Gene Ontology annotation, molecular function: hexosyltransferase activity. The record is from RefSeq and is a predicted model, not a curated record. The transcript is spliced from 2 exons. NCBI's taxonomy places the organism in Eukaryota, Metazoa, Arthropoda, Insecta, Coleoptera, Curculionidae.